Adineta steineri is the source of this 1317-nucleotide messenger RNA. The record is from the annotation of a GenBank genome assembly. NCBI's taxonomy places the organism in Eukaryota, Metazoa, Rotifera, Eurotatoria, Adinetida, Adinetidae.
AUGCAACGAGAAUAUAAAACAACAUUUUUAGAUAUAACCGCUGAUGAUAUUAAAGAUUUCCGAACAAUUCGUCAUCAUUUUGAUAAUCCUUUUUCGCCUGAAGAGGUAACUAAUUUUUUAUCCGAUUAUGAAAUUAAUCUUAAAAUUCAACAAGAAAAAUAUUUACAUAUAAAUAAAGAAAAAGAAUUUCUUGAAAAAAAUAUUGAAGAAAUAAAACAAUCAAAAUUAUUUAAUACAACAAUUUACCCAUUAGAACCAUCAAUCUCUUUUCCAUAUCAAUCAUUUUUUAAUAUACGUCAUUGGCGUAAAGCACCAAAAACUUUAAAAAUAUUCUUUCAAGCUUUAUCUUGUUUCUUUGCAAUAACAAAUAAUUAUUUUUUAAUUGAAUUAAAAACAAAAUAUAAUUUUAUUGAAAAAUUACAAAUUUAUCAACCAUCUUCCAUUGUUAUAAAUGAAUUUCGAAUAAAAUAUUCGAAUUUAAAAGAAAUUUCACCAGAUUAUAUUCGAAAUAAAAGUUUCGAUGCUUAUAAUAUUUCAAUAUGGUUACAAAAUUUCAUAGAAAAUGAUCGCUUAUUUCGAUUUCAACAAUCACAAAUCGACGAUAAAAAACAAUUAGAACAUCGACUAAAUCAAUUUCAUAUAAAUCUUACUAAUAAACAAAAAGAAUUACAAUCAACUUUGAAUAUCUUUUAUUAUGAUGAUUUUAAAAGAAUUAUUUUAGGUUUUCAUGAAGCGAUUUCAAUUUUACCAAAAGAACAAAUUAAUGAAUUUGAUCUAUCGAAAUUAUAUCAACAAUUGAGUGAAGCAUUUUAUGCAUAUGAAUCUUAUCUAACAAAUUUUGUAUUUGAUCGAGAUAUGUCGAAUAUAAUUUAUUCACUUGGAUUUAUACCAUCUUUACAUGAAAUGAAUCAAAUAAUACUUGCUAUGCGUUAUCAUCCACAAUCACGCACUUCUGAACGAGAAGAAAUCGAUGUUGAUCAUCAUUUAAUACAUAUAUCAGAUUUUAUUGAUAUAAUUCUACCAAAAUUAGUUAAUAAAGAAUAUCAACCAGUUGAUGAACAAUAUUUAUUAUUAUGUUUUAAAAAACUUGAUCAAAAUAAUAAAAAUUAUUUACAUAAAAAUUUAUUUAUUCAAACAAUGUCGACAAUGGAAGAUGCUUUAGAUGAACAUGAAUCGAAUGAUUUAUUAGAUUUUUUAACGAAAAAUAAUAGUUUAACAAUCGAAAAUUUACAAGACUUUUUUUCUUAUAAACGAUAUAUUAAACAUUUAUUACCACAAAGACAUCUUAUUUAUCUUGGUCUUGAUGUAAAAAAAUAA